CCGCUACCCUAAGCGGACUAAUUUAAUGAGCAAGGCAAACAAGGACAAGUGGGCGUGUAAAAGAGUUGCAGUAGCUACAGUGGGGAAAAUGCUCCCAGCAGCAGCACUGAUGAACCAUCCAGAAGUGUACACCGCCCCCAGGUCUUAUAGAUCGCACGCAACAACAGGUCUGAGAAGAGCAGUGACCUUUCUAAAGAGCGCGUGCUGCGUGCCUAUGCUUUUCCCAGCGUGUUCAAUAAAGAGCUGGUAUUGACAAUGUGGGGAUAGGUGGGAGGGUGAAGAGGAAAAGUAAGCAGAGAUCGUUAAAGAGCCAGCGCACAACAGCCAAGCAUGUCCUUGGACAGUCUUAAAACUCGGGUCUUCAGACGUCAAGAGAACAAAGAAAUUAAGCGAUUCCCGCCCAACCUUGAUGUUGGUUAACACGGUGCGUUGUUCACAGCGAUUCACGCAGUUCUAAGCCUCAGCCAGAACAUUGACCUGACCUCAUCGCUUGCACUUCAAAAAGGUGUUUUUCUUCUAGAGUUGAUAGUAUAUGCUGAGGCACUUGAUCCUUCUCAGUCCAGUGAGCCCCAAGAUGCAUGAAACAUACCGUAUGUCACCCAAAUACUGCUAUUUCAGCCUAAGGAGUGUAUUUUCAAAGCAGCACAAGGAUGGUGGUGUUUUCAACAGCUAGGGAAGAACAAGGGCAAGACUGGUAUGAUGGAUGAAGCAGUAGAGGUAUCAAUUGAUGGGAACUCCCUUAUAAAAGCUGUCUAUCAAAGCAGACUUCGCCUCACAAGACUGUUGUUAGAAGGUGGAGCGUACAUUAAUGAGAGUAACGACCGAGGUGAAACACCUUUAAUGAUUGCUUGUAAAACACAGCAUGUGGACCAGCAGAGUGUUAGCAAAACAAAAAUGGUUAAAUAUUUGCUGGAAAAUAAGGCAGAUCCAAAUAUACAGGACAAAUCUGGAAAGACACCCUUGAUGCACGCAUGCUUGGAAAAGGCUGGCCAUGAAGUGGUUUCUUUAUUGCUGAAAAAUGGAGCUGACCUAAGUCUGCAAGACCAUUCUGGUUACUCUGCACUUGUUUAUGCAGUAAACUCUGAAGACCGAGAGACCCUGAAAGUUCUCCUAAAUGCUUGUAAAGCAAGAGGAAAAGAAGUAAUCAUCAUUACAACAGACAAGUCUCCAUCUGGAAGGCAGACAACUAAACAGCACUUAAAUUUUCCUCCUGCUGACAUUGAGGAAUGCCAUUCUCCAACUGCCUGCACUUCCCCAUCAGAAAUAGAACUUAAAACAUCUCCACUUUUAAAUUCAUGUGAAACAGAAAAACCUCUUUUUAGCUUUAAAGAACCAGAUCAGCCUGGAAGCAUGCGAAGUAUAUCUGAGCCAGUCUCCCCUACUAGAAAACCAAAUUUAACACAUGUAGGACCCAAGCUGGCACAAGUGCAACGUCUGCAUUCUGAGUCUUGGAUAAAAAGCUCUCUGUUCCAUCAGAAUAAAAUUUCCUCUUUACAAGAAGAACUUCAGGAUAUAACUCCAGAGGAAGAACUGUCUCUGAAAGUCAAUGGACUAGCCUUAUCUAAGAGAUGUAUUACUAGACACCAAAGCAUUGAUGUCAAAGACACUGCUCAUUUGUUGAAAAUCUUUGAUGAAACUGGCUCAAAAAAGUUAUUAUAUGAGGAGAUAAAUUCUCAGUCACCUUAUCCUAAGAGAAACCAUAGCCACAGUGAAAUUCCUGUAGAUCAGGAUUCAGGUUCAGUCCAAAUAAGAUUUGUUUCAACUCUGAGAAGUAUUAUUCAAAAAAGAAGUUUAGGGGCAAAUCACUACAGCUCUGAUUCUCAACUAACUACUAGUCUGAGUCCUGCUACCACAGAAGAUAGCAAAUCACUUCUAGGAAAGAAAAAGAUUCUCUCUCCUUCUCCCUCCUUGUUAUCAAGUUCCAGAGAAUUGCUAGAGAACAUGCCUUCUGGUCCACUGAACAGGAGAAACCAUUCUAUUUUAGAGAGACGAGGGUCAGGAGCCCUCUCUUUAGAUCAUAUUGCCCAAACUAGGCCAGGUUUCCUUCCACCUUUAAAUGUGAAUCCUCAUCCUCCAAUUCCAGAUAUUAGUUUUGGCAACAAGACUUCUGGAAUUGUUUCUUUGGGACAAAAACCCCUAAUUCCAACAGCACCUGCAUUUCCCAAGGAGUUCAAAAGUAACAAAAUGUUGGUAAGGAGGCAGUCAUUACAAACUGAACAGAUUAAGCAACUCGUGAAUUUUUAAUAGAGUACUAAAGUGUUAACAGAUUUAUACAACGUGUACAUACUUGCAGUUUUAUUCAUUUGGAAUAAAUAUACCCCUGCACCACAAAGGCCCUUAACAUGGGACUCUUGGAUAGACUCUGGGAUGAGUUUCAUCUUAGAUUUAGCUAAUAAGUGUGAGAGUAGCAGCCGUGUUAGUCUGUAUUAGCAAAAAGAAAAGGAGUACUUGUGGCACCUUAGAGACUAACAAAUUUAUUAGUGCAUAAGCUUUCGUGUAGCUCACGAAAGCUUAUGCAUUAAUAAAUUUGUUAGUCUCUAAGGUGCCACAAGUACUCCUUUUCUUUUUGCUAAUAAGUGUGUUCAGCUAAAUGUACUCUGCUGCUAUAAUCUGCAAAAUGACAAAUUAUAUUUUCACCAUAUUCUUCACAAUAGAAAACCAAAACACUAUGGACCUGAUUCUCUGUGUCCCCAUACUUUGUGAGUCAUUGACACAAAACACUUUAUAUUCUGAUUUGGUAGCAUUUUACACUCAGUUUGUACUCACUUUGCACAGAUGUUAAUUUCUCUUAACUAGGGGUCACCAAAUAAAAUUAAUAGGAGCCGGAGGGAGGACAUGCUGCUGUU
Messenger RNA from Dermochelys coriacea (leatherback sea turtle), 2846 nucleotides. RefSeq names its product ankyrin repeat domain 34B (gene ANKRD34B). NCBI's taxonomy places the organism in Eukaryota, Metazoa, Chordata, Testudines, Dermochelyidae. Bases 697 to 2244 code for a protein of 515 amino acids. Gene Ontology annotation, molecular function: protein binding. The transcript is spliced from 3 exons. The record is from RefSeq and is a predicted model, not a curated record.